Molecule: messenger RNA, 328 nt
Organism: Hyaloscypha bicolor E
Lineage: Eukaryota; Fungi; Ascomycota; Leotiomycetes; Helotiales; Hyaloscyphaceae
Exons: 1
Coding region: 139-294 (51 amino acids)
Source: RefSeq, a predicted model, not a curated record
GGAGACUUUACAGACCGCGGCUUCUGCUCUGUCGAUGUCCCUGAGGCGUGUGGAGUUUGUGAUUGAACUACUCGGACUUGUAGUGUCAGCAAAGAGAAUCGUGCUAAAGUUUGGGUAUACGCAGCUACCCACAGCUUGAUGUGCCUGAGAGUUCUCUACCACGCGCUUUUCGCGGAGACUUGGUGCUUCGUGCUAAGAGACCCACACAUCAGCAGACGUAAACAAAGGCAGGCAGGCGCGCUCCGCAAUACAAGCAAUCGGGCACUCACAAGACGUGAGGGCUUCAUGAUAUGAGAUGCCAAAGAGCGCGACGGCGAUCAGGAAAAUG